ACCCCUGCGUGACACCCAGUGCUCAAGUUGAAACCAUAGCCGCCAACCAUUUCAUCAGACACGAGCUUCCGGGAGUUGACCGGAAUCUCUUGAGGCGUGCGGACAAGCGGGGUUCUGUCAUCAUCAUUCGUGUCCGGACUUUUCAUUGGCGACGAGGAUCAAACAACCCCACAUACACAAUCCCGAUCGAACCCCGCUAUGUCCCAACACCAGCUCCCACCCAUCUUCAACCACCUGGACCACUCCGAAGGCGAACGCUCAGAAGCAUUCCGCUUCUGGUCGCGAAGAUUUGAGGCCUUUGCUGAGGGCUACUACUGUCACAAGGAAAGACUGGAGGCCGCAGACGAGGAUGGAAACAAGAAAUGGAAAAGACUGCUGGAGUUAGCGCUAGAGGCUCCCACUGCUAGGCUUGUGGAUUCCCAUUACCCAGACCUUCGGGAGCAUGAGGCUACCUACAACGAGAUCAUUGGGUUCCUCAAAAACCGAUUCUUGAACCAGUCGUCAGAAUACCAAUCCCUUAACGCUAUGCUCGAGGCGUUUCAAAAGCCGGGCGAGCCAUUUUCUGAUUUCCUGGACCGGGUCAGCAGUAUCGCUGCCCGCAGCGGUUUCACGAGCACAGAGGCCAGAGAGUUCAUGACCCGACACCAGGCGUUGAGAGGCACCACCUCCCAGACGAUUCGGACUAAUGCCCUACAACAUAAAUGGUCCCUCCAAGAACUCAGAGCCCGUGCAAGAGAAAUUGAAACAUCCCUGAUGGCGGCUUCCUCAAAUUCGCACAAAGCGCGGGUCACCUUGCAGAUGGACACAACGUACUCGCAGGAGCAGCUAGAGGAGCCGGUCUCGGUGCACCGAGUGAGUGGACCAUACUCCAAGCAACCCAGGCUGAGGGGCGGAUUCCACAACCGGCACCAAAAAGGCAAACCGUGUGGCUACUGCGGCAGGAACCACCCAUUGGGACGAUCGAACUGCCCGUCGGCCCAGGCAACAUGCUCAAAGUGCUCAAAGUUGGGGCACUUCGCUGCCGUAUGCCGGUCGGGGGGAGGACCAGGCUAUCCCCCACCAGCCCAGGUCAAUGCGACGGGCACUAACCUGAUCCCUCUGCAGGGCCCAGAAACAGACGAGGACCCUUCCGUUAUGUACUAUAACGUCCUGGCCAUCAUGAACUCCAAUGACAGAGUGCGGGCGCCCCCAGCAAUGGCGGCCAUCCUCAGAGUCGGCGAAUCCUCCAUCCAAGCUAUUGUCGAUACGGGCGCACAAGCCAAUGUGGCACCCCUACGCCUAAUCCACCCAGACGACGUCCCACGGCUCCAACCAACGUCAGUGACCGUGAGACCAUUCGGGAGUGGAGAGAUCACCACGUGUGGUAUACUGCACACGGAUACAACAUGGAAGGAUUCCACAAUCUCAGAGCGUUGGAUUGUGAUUGACAACACAACCCUCCCCAGACAGGCCAACCCAAUAAUAUCUCGAUCCUUAGCCCAGGCCCUUGGACUGGCCGUCUUGCAUGACGAUCUGAUUCCCUAUUGUAAGCUUCGUGACCACCCCGGUAAUAAAACCACCAUGCCCCACUAUUCAAACCCAAAACAAUAAUGCCGGCACAUAUCGGGUGGGGGUGGACCCAACCGAUCAGAGCAGAGAGUUCGAUCCGGGGACCACAGCAUACAUGGAAAACCCCAAAUUCCGGCAAUGUUUCGAAGGCCUUGGCUGCCUCAAGGACCAUCAGGUGCGGCUCUUCCUCAAACCCGACGCCAAACCAUAUGUGGCUCCACCUCGGAACCCUGCCCUCUACUUCGAAGCUCAAAUUAGCAAGGCGAUAGGAGACAUGCUCUCAAACGGGGUCAUCGAACAACACCAAGGUCCCGCCGACUGGGUAGCGAACCUAGCGGUGGCUUUCAAGGACGACGGGGCCCUGCGAAUCACAGUGGACCUACGCGGCCUCAACGCAGAGAUAAGGGACACCAGGGUGCCCAUCCCAACGCCCGAAAUCAUAAAAGCAAAACUAGCGGGAUGCAAGAUAUUCUCUAAGCUGGAUUUCACCCAAUCCUUCCACCAACUCCAACUCCACCCUGACUCCCGUGAACUCACUGUUUUUCGGUCUGGGGGUAAACUAUACCACUACAAGCG
Tigriopus californicus is the source of this 2124-nucleotide messenger RNA. RefSeq lists its product as uncharacterized. Gene Ontology annotation, biological process: proteolysis. Gene Ontology annotation, molecular function: aspartic-type endopeptidase activity. The transcript is spliced from 2 exons. Lineage: Eukaryota; Metazoa; Arthropoda; Copepoda; Harpacticoida; Harpacticidae. Bases 199 to 1590 code for a protein of 463 amino acids. The record is from RefSeq and is a predicted model, not a curated record.